Messenger RNA from Homalodisca vitripennis (glassy-winged sharpshooter), 6509 nucleotides. RefSeq lists its product as uncharacterized. The record is from RefSeq and is a predicted model, not a curated record. NCBI's taxonomy places the organism in Eukaryota, Metazoa, Arthropoda, Insecta, Hemiptera, Cicadellidae.
GAGCCCUAUUUUUAGUCGUCUCCUGAUCAGUGGAUCGUCGACUUCACUCGCGGGGCCGCGGGAGUAACGAUGAGAGUGCUAGCCCGGUGGACAGCGGUAGCGGCGUUGCUGCUGCUGCUGCUCGGCGACUGUGCCGCCGCUAAGAAGGCCGCCGACCCGGCCCAGCCGGCACCCAAGGAGAAGAAGCAUUCCGAGCCCGUCAUCGAGGAAGUAACCGCGAAGCAACUCGAACGAGUUCUCAACGAGAAAGACUUCGUGGCCGUGUUUUGGUAUGCGAGAAGUUGUUUAACGUGUGACAAAGUAUUAGAAGAAUUAGAAAAAAUUGACGAUGAUACGGACUCAUUUGGUGUGGACUUUGUCAAAAUCAACGAUAAACGACUGGCCAAACACUAUGGGAUCAAGAACUUCCCCGCACUCACGUACUUCCGCGAAAAGGAACCCAUCAUCUAUGAAGGUGAUUUGAUGGACGAGGAGAGUGUUCUCGACUUCCUGACCAGCCUGGAGGCCAUGGAUCUACCAGACAGGAUAGAGGACGUCAAUGCCAGGAUUCUGCUCAAGAUAGUAGAAGACACAGAUUAUGUAGCUGUUCUCUUCUGUCCGAGCACGUGUGGAGGGAUCCCUAGCUCUAACAAACCUCAAUGCAAGAAGUGCGCGAAAGCAUUGCAAGAGUUAGAGAACAUUGAUGAUGAAGCGGAUCAGCUGGGCAUUGGCUUUGUCAAGAUCUCUGAUGAAGAAUUGGCAGAUGAGUACAACCUUGGAGAACUUCCAAAAUUAGUCUACUACCGCCAUCAAAUCCCCAUAAUAUACGAAAGCGAGUUGACGAGAGAAGAGGAUGUGUUGGAGUGGUUGGUGCAGAACAAAUCAACUGGAGACGAAGAAGAUGUCAUCGAGGAUGUAACAGCAAAGACACUUGAAACUCUGAUUGGAUCUAUUGACAACUUAGUCGUCCUGUUUUAUGACAAUGAUGACGAAGACUCGAUGCAGGUGCUGGGUGAGCUGGAGAAGAUUGACGAUGAUUGUGACAAACAUGGUAUCCAGUUCGUCAAGAUCGAUGACGUGCAAGCCGCCAAAUCUUUCGGCAUUGAUGACGUCCCAGCCAUUGUCUACUUUGAAAAACAGAUUCCGAAUGUGUAUGAUGGUGACAUUGAGAAUGAGGAUGAGAUCCUCGAGUGGCUGGUGGACCAGCUGGAGAAAGACGAGAUUGAGGAUGUGACUGACGAAAUGCUCGACCGACUGGUCAAGGAGGGGAAGACUCUUGCUGUACUUUUCUAUGACAACAAUGAUCGCAAGUCUCAACGUGUUCUCAAUGAGUUGGAGAACAUUGACGAUGAGUGCGACAAGCUGGGCAUCGUUUUUGUGAAAAUUGAUAACCCAGAUGAAGCGAAAGAGUAUGGCAUUGAGAAAAUCCCAGUGCUCAUGUACUUCGAGAAGGGCAUUCCAAUGAUGUAUGAAGGUAACUUGGAGGAAGAGGAGAAGGUGUUGAAGUGGUUGGAGCACCAAAACACCAACGAUGAGAUUGAGGAUAUCACGGACGAGAUGUUGGACAUGCUCAUUGACAAGAUGCCACACGUUGCUGCUCUCUUUUAUGACAAGGAUCAAAAGAAGAGCCAGAAGGUGUUGACUGAGCUAGAGAACAUAGAUGACGAGUGCGACCAGAAUGACAUCGCUUUUGUUAAGAUCGACAACGAUGCUGAAGCCAAAGAGUAUGGCAUUGAUACCCUUCCCGCCCUUAUUUACUUUGAAAAACGCAUUCCAUACGUGUAUGAUGGUGACCUGACUAAGGAGGAGGAGUUGCUCAGCUGGCUGAUCCACCAGAAGAGACACAGUGAGAUUGCUGACAUAACUGAUGAGAUUCUGGACAAGCUCAUUGAUUCUGUCGAAUUUCUGGCUGUUCUCUUUUAUGAUAAGGAAGACAAACAAGACAUCCGAGUGCUGAACGAGUUGGAGAAUAUAGAUGAUGACCUAGACAAGGAGGGCAUCACACUGGUCAGAUUGGACAAUAAGGAGGAAGCCAAGCAGUAUGGCAUCGACCACCUGCCCACACUCGUCUACUUCGAGAACAAGAUCCCAGCCAUCUAUGAAGGUGAUUUGCUGAAUGAGAACGAGGUGUUGGAGUGGCUCGUAGAACAGAUGCAGUCAGCCACUAUUGAAGAAGUCACUGAUGAGAUUCUGAUAGAUCUCAUUGAGGAACAUGAAUAUGUGGUUGUUUACUUCAGUGGCAGGUGCGAGGAGGGACAAGAGUGUGACAAUAUUCUAGAGGAAUUGGAGAACAUUGAUGACGAGUUGGACGAGACAGGCAUCAUCUUUGUGACCACCGAAGACACGAGUCUUGCCAAGAAACACAACAUCAAGACAUUCCCCACUCUUGUAUUUUUCCGUAACAAGGAACCACUCACAUACAAAGGAGACCUAGAUGAUGAGGAUGAGGUUCUCACUUGGCUGACUGACGAGGAUACUCUUGAAAUUCCUGGCCGAAUUGAGGAAGUCAACUCAAAGAUGCUUGAGAAAAUACUUUCUGAGAAUGAACAAGUUGUUGUUUUCUUCUACAAAGAAGGAGAUAAGAAAAGUCAGAAGAUCAUUCAAGAGCUGGAAAACAUUGAUGACGAGUGUGAAGAGAAGGAAAUUGACUUCAUAAAGACUUCUGAUGACGGUAUUGACAAGGAAUAUGAUCUGCCUUCUCUACCAGCUCUGGCUUUCUACAGAAACAAGUUCAGGAAGAUUUACACUGGAGACCUAAUGCAGGAAGAAGCCAUCUUGGAGUGGGUACUGGACCUGUCGGAGUCAACCCCUGAUGUGAUCGAGUCUGUUGACCGUAAGACCCUGCAAGUGUUGAUCAAUGAUGUUGAACACCUUGCUGUCUUCUUUUACGACGAUAAGUGUGAGUCCUGUGAGCAGAUUUUGGAGGAGCUGGAAACAAUUGACGAUGACACAGACAAGCAUGGUAUACAGUUUGUCAAGAGCAAAGACUCCAAACUGGCCUCUGAGAUUGGCAUCUUCAGCUUCCCCGCCCUGGUCUACUACGAGACCGGUGUCCCCAUCAUGUACGACGGUAACCUGUUGGAUGAAGAGGAAGUGCUCCACUGGAUGAUCAAACAGAAGACAGACGAGAGUAUUGAAGACAUUGACCGUGAGACUCUGUUUGAGUACAUUGAUACCAAAGAGUUCCUGGCUGUAGUUUUCUAUCUAGAGGAGGAUCCGUUCACAGUGAAAGUACUAAGGCAUAUAGAGCUGAUUGAUGAUGAGGCAUCAGAGUAUGGCAUCAAGAUCGUCAAGUGUAGUGACCGCCUUAUGGCAAAGAAGUAUGGCUUCCGCAACCCACCAGGAGUUACCUACUUCCGCAAGGGCAAAUAUAUCAACUAUGAUGGAGACAUUGAUGAUGAUGAGGAGCUUCUCGAUUGGUUAACAGACCCUCAGAAUAUGGAGCUUACAGAACACAUUGAGAAGGUCAACCGCAAGAUGUUUAACAAGAUUAGGCAGACGUCAGACUACUUAGCAGCCUUCUUCUACAGUGACGACUGUAAGCAGUGUGACCGCGUGUUGGCUGAGAUUGAGCAUAUUGACGACGAGGCCGAGGGUGCCGGCAUCGACUUUGUCAAGAUUGAUGAUAAGAAGAUGGCUAAGGAAUUUGGAGUCUUUGCUCUGCCUGCCGUCCUUUUCUUCAAAAUGAGCUCCAAAGAGCCUGUUAUCUAUGCUGGUGACCUAUACGAGGAGCAGGACAUCCUUAACUGGCUGAUGACUCAGAAGGACCCCUCAGGAGAUGUCAUUGAUGAAGUGGAAGGAGAUGAUCUGCUCAAGACCAUACAAGAGUCAGAAGCUCUGGCAGUUUAUUUCUGGAACAAGACUCUGUGUGAUCUUUGCAAUUCCAAGGCUUACCGAAAGCAGAAGGCAAAGAAAGAUGUGGAGCCGACAGAGGGGUCCCUGGAUGAAGACUCGGAAGAUAACAAGACAGAUGAGUGCGACCAGUGUAAAGAGAUCCUGGAGGAGUUGGAGAACAUUGACGAUGACUGUGACCGUCAUGGUAUCACAUUUGUCAAAACACAGGAUUUCAAAGUAGCAAUGGAUUUCGGUGUCAGUGAGUUCCCCUCUCUGGUGUACUUCGAACACCAAGUACCAAAUGUAUUUGAAGGGGAGUUAACCGAAGAAGAAGAGGUCCUGCAGUGGUUAAUAACGCAGCGGACAGAAGACAGGAUAGAACUGAUAACAAGGGUCAUGCUGGAGGAGAUGGUGGAAGAGACACAAUAUUUGGCGGUUUACUUUUACAAGCUAAACUGCCAUAUCUGUGACGAGAUUUUGGAGGGACUAGAGAAGAUCGAUGAUGAAUGUGAUGUUUUUGGCAUCCACAUGGUGAAGAUACAGGACCCGCAGCUGGCCAAACGAUAUUCCAUCAAAACAUUCCCUGCACUUGUUUACUUCCGCAAUGGAAACCCUCUGCUCUUUGAAGGUGAUCUGCAGAACGAAGAGUCUGUGUUGGAGUGGCUGGUUGAUGAUGACAACAGAGAACUGGCUGACGAGAUCGAGCAAGUCAACAACAGAAUGCUUGAGAGAUUGCUUGAUCAGUCUCUUCUACUUGCUGUUUUCUUCUAUGAUGAUGAUGAUUGCCCAGAAUGUGAGGAAAUAUUGGAAGAGCUGGAGAUGAUUGAUGAUGAAGCAGAUCUUUAUGGUAUUGACAUGGUGAAGAUCUCAGAUCAAGAGGCUGCCGCCAGGUAUAACAUCAUCCACACACCUGCCCUUGUUUACUUCCGCAAGAGGGUUCCUUUACUUUACGAUGGUGAUUUACUGGAUGAGGAAAAACUAUUGGCGUGGCUGACAUCGCAGGACAUCUUUGAGUUGAAAAAUGAAAUUGAAGAAGUCAACCGCAAAAUGCUUGACAAGCUUCUGGAUGAGAACGAGUUCUUGGCUGUGUACUUUUACGAGGUGGAUGACGAGGAGAGUAUAGAUGUGCUGGAACGGCUGGAGAAGAUUGACAGUGAGACGGACAACAUGGAUGUGACCAUAGUGAAGAUGGGAGAUCCACGUUAUGCGCGCAAAUGGGGAGUCACCAAGCUACCAUCUGUUGUGUACUUCCGCAACCGGUUCCCCAGCAUCUACCGAGGUGGUUUUGAGAAUGAGUUGGAUGUACUGGAGUGGCUGCGUAAGAACCGUUAUCGUCAGCCCGAGCUCAAUGUGUUCAUGUACGCCCUAAUAGCCAUCACUCUUGCGUUUGUCAUGUAUACCGUCUUUCUCAUCUAUGGGUUCCAGCAACCGCCCAAGGUCGCGUGAGUGUCGCCAGGCUCCGUGUGGAGCUAAACUCACACUCCUCGUCGCAACGGAAUUUGCGAUCUUCUUUUCAGUUGGAAAUUGGUUUUGUAAUUGAAUUUUUUGUCCGAUUAAGUGCGUAAGAACAUUUUCAAUGCUCUGGACUUUCUAAAAGAUAGAAUAUUGAACUGUCUUCAAUCUGUCAUCAAACGUUCUUGCAAAGGGAUGAGAAUUCUUUCAGUGAAACACAUUUUUAACUCUGGAUAAAUGCAACAUUUUGAAUAUUGUUUAUUAAAUUACUCAAGCGAACUGCGAUUGUUUAGUUACGGUUAAGACUUAUUUAAGGCUCUAGAGUAGCGUAGUAGCCUAAGCCAGCACUGCCGCACGAUUGGCCCGUGAUUUUACCGCUGCCUCAGUUCCAUCUAUCGGGACCAAUAACGAUACGAGGCCACGUUAUAGUUUCUAGGUUAACUGUUUACAUGUAAUCUCGCUGGUAAAACUACUUUCCUUAUUUUAUUCAAUAAGGAACCGUACGUUUAUGUUUAAAAUUUGUUGUAACUACCCCGGUAAUAGUUGUUGAUUCCUAUCGUUUUGUAAAUAAUAUUGUUUUCAUUUUAAUUUUAAGUUAUUUAUUUGUUUUAAGUAAUACAUUGUUGAAUUUAAAUGUAUAGUUUGAAGUGGGAUGUUGUCUACCGUUUGUGCCUUUAGUGAUGUAAAUCUAGUCAUAAUGUUAAAAUAAAUUUUAUAGUAUCAUUCUGUUCACAUAUAUUAUUUAAUUUUUACUGAUUUAUUUCUCGAAAUGUAUAAACUUGUUUUGCAUGUAGUUAUUUCAUGUUAUUUUUUCAAUGUAAUAAUAGGAUGACUAAUAGCACAAGCUAAAUAUUUAUUUGUUACAAUUUAUAGGCUCUUUUGCACCUCAACCUGACAGUGUAUGAAAAUGAAGAUAUAAAAUAUAUACCUUAUUUAUCAGUUUCAAAUAUUUCUAUGUGCAUCAGUUUUUACAAAAAAUAUUUUGAAAGCAUUAAUUAUUUAAUUAUGCAUCCAGGUCUUUUGGAAAGUUAACGCUUAUAUUUGCAGAAAUCCCCCAAUAACGUUGUCUGUGACUGUCCAUCAAACCCCCAGUUUGAUAUUUUCAUAAGUUUUACAUAUUCUGUAAAUAUUUAGUAGAAUAAUCAUAUGUACAAAUGAUCCACACAUUUGUAUAUAAACUGUAAAAAUAAACAACUGUUUAUUUAAGAAUCGUUGUUUGAUUAAAUGUUUACCAAAGAAUUUUA